Nezara viridula (southern green stink bug) is the source of this 1521-nucleotide messenger RNA. NCBI's taxonomy places the organism in Eukaryota, Metazoa, Arthropoda, Insecta, Hemiptera, Pentatomidae. The record is from the annotation of a GenBank genome assembly.
GGAAGAUGGAGAUGUUUGCAACCGCAGCUGUUAUAAUUGUGGUGGCUCACCUCGCCUUGGGCCUGCUACUGUGGCUUCGGGUCCGAAAGCUAUAUUCUUAUCCUGGUCUUCUGGGUUUUCCUGUUUUCGGAAACCUCUACUACUUCUACAGAACUCUGUUGCUAGUCUCUUCAGAAAGUGUGGCCAAUCGUAUGGAUAGAGUCGCUCAAAAAUACGGAAAAGAUGGGUUAUGCUUCCAUUGGUGUAAUGGUUUCAAGACGGUGGUGUUUGUUACAUGUCCUCGUGUAGUGAAGGAAAUAGUAUUCCAUCGCAAUCUGUAUGAUUUAUCUGACGUAAUAUUGCGAGGUCUUGCUCCCUACUUCCGAGGACCUUUUCUCAACUUCCAUGCUGGUGCUGAAUGGAAACUGAAAAGAAAGGAAUAUAAUAUUUUUUUGAGAAAAUCGAACGUAGACAGAGAAUACUUCAAUAGGUUUAUUAAAACCGCUGAUGAACUGGUUGAUUUGAUGUUGGACUCGCCUUCAGCUAUUGAUGUAAAUCAUUUGAUAAUUGGACCAUUAUUAAAUACCUCUAUGGGAACUAUAUUUGGUAAUGAAAACAGUUUAGUUUAUCAUCCCAAAAUUAUUAAUUUAAUGAAAUGGUUAAAAAUUAUAGCACAAUAUAUUAUAGUCAAUCCGGAAUUAGCAGAACCAAUUUUGACUAUAUUUCGACCAAUAGAUGAAAUAUUCUAUCCAAAAGCAGGAGAGUUGCGGAAAAUGAUUUUCGGAAGGAAAGAUAAUACAUUCAAAUCAAUACAAGAUUCUCUUCCAAUUAAAGAAAAUUCACUGUCAAUGCAUAUUGUGUCAAGAUCAAUAAAAAAUAAUAAUAGUAAAAACAGCUUGCUAAAGGAGCUACAAGAAUUGUUUUUCACAUCUACUAACGGUCUUACAAGUUUUUUGGCUAACUCGAUAAUUUUGUUAUCUCUACUUCCUGACAUUCAAGAAAGAGCUUGGAAAGAACAAUAUGAAAUAUUUGGUAAUGAUAACAGAGAUCCUACCAUUGAAGAUAUACAACAGAUGGAGUUCCUAAAUAGGGUCAUAAAAGAAAUGUUGAGGUUUCUCAGCCCUGCCGUUUCUGCGAAGAUGGCUAGUGGAGAUAUAAAUAUAAAUGGAAUAACAAUACCUUCAGGAACUAAUGUAAUAUUCCUAAGAAGAUACAUGCGAAUGGAUCCAAAACACUGGAAGAAUCCAAAAAUUUUCGAUCCAGAUCGCUUUCUUGAAGAAAGUGAGACAUUAAAACAUUCUCACUCACCAUUUGGAAUUGGUAUGCGAAGAUGCCCAGGUGAGUAUUAUUCAAUAAUACUGAUGAAAACUAUAUUCUCAAAAAUAUUGAGAAAACUGAAGCUUAGAACUCUUCAAAAAGAUUUUCGAUUCGAAGAUAUCCAAUAUAAAUGUAUCAUUAUGAUGGAAGUGGCAAACCCUCCUUUGCUGCAAGUUGAAGAAAGAGAAUGAUUAUUAUUUUUAAUAUGUCUUCUAAUUUUAAUUU